Messenger RNA from Zasmidium cellare ATCC 36951, 1245 nucleotides. RefSeq lists its product as uncharacterized. Gene Ontology annotation, biological process: lipoate biosynthetic process. The record is from RefSeq and is a predicted model, not a curated record. Gene Ontology annotation, cellular component: mitochondrion. Bases 1 to 1245 code for a protein of 414 amino acids. The transcript has a single exon. Gene Ontology annotation, molecular function: 4 iron, 4 sulfur cluster binding; lipoate synthase activity. NCBI's taxonomy places the organism in Eukaryota, Fungi, Ascomycota, Dothideomycetes, Mycosphaerellales, Mycosphaerellaceae.
AUGGCCUCCCUACGAGCACCCGCGCGCCGCCUGGUCUCUUCAACUUUCCUCGAAACCAGCAAACCCCUCCUCAUCCCGCAGAAACGCUCCUUCGCCACCACGAUCGACAACCCACCACCCCCUUCAACCACCAAAUCAGAACCCCGACCAGCAACCGCCUUCACAGACCGUCUCAACUCCGGUCCCUCAUUCUCAGACUUCGUCUCCGGGAAACCCAAAGACGAACCCCUCUCCAAAGAAGACCUCUACGAACUCCGAACCGUCCAGAUAGGCCCCGAGGGCAAGAAACGCACACACACCCGCCUCCCGGAAUGGCUCAAGACGCCUAUACCUACGAAUGACAACUAUAAACGCAUAAAGAACGAUCUCCGCGGUCUGAACCUCCACACCGUCUGCGAGGAGGCCCGAUGUCCGAAUAUCAGCGACUGCUGGGGCGGCUCUAACAAGAGUGCCGCCACGGCGACGAUCAUGCUCAUGGGCGACACCUGCACGCGAGGCUGUAGAUUCUGCAGCGUGAAAACUUCCAACAAACCCCCGCCGCUCGAUCCCCACGAGCCGGAAAACACCGCCGAAGCGCUGAAGAGAUGGGGCUUGGGAUACGUCGUCCUCACCAGUGUAGAUCGCGAUGACUUGGCCGACGGUGGCGCCCGCCACUUCGCGGAGACGAUCAUGAAGAUCAAACAGAAAGCUCCUCAGAUCCUUGUCGAGGCCCUGACGGGCGACUACGCGGGCGACAUCGAAAUGGUCAAACUCGUCGCACAGUCGGAGCUGGACGUCUACGCGCACAACGUCGAGACGACCGAGGAACUCACGCCCAUGGUUCGUGAUCGACGAGCGAAGUUCAGACAGUCCCUGGCUGUCUUGAAAGCCGCCAAAGAAGCCAAACCCACCCUCAUCACAAAAACCUCCAUCAUGCUCGGCCUCGGCGAGACAGAGGACCAGCUCUACCGCACCUUGAAAGAACUCCGCGCCGUGGACGUCGACGUCGUGACGUUCGGGCAGUAUAUGCGGCCGACGAAGCGACACAUGAAGGUCGAGGAGUACGUGACGCCGGACACGUUCGAGCUGUGGAGGCAGCGGGCGUUGGAUAUGGGAUUCUUGUAUGUGGCGAGUGGGCCGUUGGUGAGGAGUAGUUAUAAAGCUGGUGAGGCGUUUAUUGAGAAUGUGUUGAAGAAGAGGGCGAGGCAUAAUACGCUGCUGAGUGCGGAGAGGGUGGGGGAUUUUAAGGAUAUGAAGAACACAUAG